CGCAGGCGCAGUGGCUUCUCCGCGCAGAACUGCAGCUAUGGAACAGGCCGAUCCGAGCUCCCAGAGGUCGCUGCAGCCUGCGCCCCUGGAGCCGCUGGGCGGCCCCGGCGCUGUGGUGGAAGCUUCGGUCAGCGAGGAGACCGCGGGCGCUGGGCGAGAGGGGUCAGGGGUCGACAUGAUGACAGAGAACACAUUUUGGUUGAAGAAGAUAGAAAUCAGUGUUUCUGAAGCCGAAAAGCGAACUGGAAGAAAUGCCGUGAACAUGCAGGAAACGUAUACUGCUUACCUCAUUGAAACAAGGUCAGUUGAACACACUGAUGGUCAGAGCGUCCUCACAGACUCACUGUGGAGACGAUACAGUGAGUUCGAGUUGUUGAGAAACUACCUUUUAGUUUACUAUCCACAUGUUGUUGUGCCACCUCUUCCAGAAAAACGGGCAGAAUUCGUGUGGCAUAAACUCUCUGCCGACAACAUGGAUCCAGAUUUUGUGGAGAGAAGAAGGAUCGGUUUAGAAAACUUUCUGCUGAGGGUCGCUUCACAUCCCAUCCUCUGUAGAGACAAAAUCUUCUAUUUGUUUUUAACACAGGAAGGUAACUGGAAGGAGACUGUGAAUGAGACUGGGUUUCAGCUCAAGGCAGACUCCAGGUUAAAAGCGCUUAAUGCAACAUUCAGAGUGAAAAACCCAGACAAGAGGUUUACUGAACUUAAACACUACAGUGAUGAAUUACAGUCUGUCAUCUCACAUCUCCUUCGAGUCAGAGCUAGAGUAGCAGAUCGACUCUAUGGUGUGUAUAAAGUACAUGGAAAUUAUGGACGAGUUUUCAGUGAAUGGAGUGCCAUAGAAAAAGAAAUGGGCGACGGGCUGCAGAGUGCUGGUCAUCACAUGGACGUGUAUGCAUCUUCUAUUGAUGAUAUUUUGGAAGAUGAGGAGCAUUACGCAGAUCAAUUAAAGGAGUAUCUAUUUUAUGCAGAAGCAUUGCGGGCUGUGUGCAGGAAGCAUGAACUUAUGCAGUAUGACUUGGAGACCGCUGCUCAGGACCUGGCUUCCAAGAAGCAGCAGUGUGAGGAGCUAGCAACCGGGACUGUGAGGACAUUCUCACUGAAGGGAAUGACUACCAAACUCUUCGGACAAGAAACUGCUGAGCAAAGAGAAGCCAGAAUUAAGGUGCUAGAAGAACAGAUAAAUGAGGGGGAACAGCAGCUGAAGUCUAAAAAUCUGGAAGGCAGAGAAUUUGUGAAAAAUGCAUGGGCUGAUAUUGAACGCUUCAAAGAACAAAAGAACCAAGACUUAAAGGAAGCCCUCAUAAGCUAUGCCAUCAUGCAGAUCAGUAUGUGUAAAAAGGGAAUUCAAGUUUGGACCAAUGCUAAGGAAUGCUUUAGCAAGAUGUAAUCCUGUGAAGUGAUUUUCUCUUCAAUCAAUGUGCCCCAAAACAGAAGCACAAGUAAAAAGAAAUUUGAGUUGCUACCUAAUUCACAGAAAACAUACAGUAAAUUGAAUAAAUCAUCUUUCUUUAACUUAAUGAUAGUUGUGUUCAUAUAGCACAAGAGGAUAUAUUUUAAUGAAAAAAAUUGUAAUUUGAGGUUUUGGGGACUGGUGCUGAUUCCAAAAAGUUAAUUUAAUAAUAUACACCAAGAUGGAUUGUCAGGCUUCUGAACCAAUGAGUGAGUGUCAAGAUGCUAAUUUCCACAUGCUGCUUUCAAUGCCAACUUUUUCACAUCUUUUUGUGUACAGGUUUUUCCUAAGAUUAAAUGCCUGUGUUUACCUGGUAAGACCCACUAAUCUCUUCUAGGGUGUUAGUUUAUCUUGCCUUAUAGUUGAGCUAUUUGAUUAGAUAAAAUCAAAGCUCAAACAGAAAUUAUUGUGAAAUCUAGGAUUUUCUUCCACAUUCAUUGAUGCCCCUGAACCACCUCCACACACUAGAAAAUGCCUUCAGUUAGUGUUUUACCAGAACUUUGAUGCUGGUCAGAAAUUUUAUACUGCCAACAAAGAAGUCUCAACUUCUCAGACCCAGUGGAAUUCAUUAUUACAAUCUAGCAAUUGCCAUAUAGAAAGUUUUCAUUGAGUAUUAUUAUCCUCAAAUGUUAACCUCAGUAGGAGCCUCAUCUCCCUCUACUUGGCUCCCUGCACAUGGCAUUUCAGGGUACAGAUGUAGCAGUCCUAUUGUGAGACGCUCAUAGUGAUCAUCACGUGCUGGGACCUUCAUUGUCAAUGUCAUUUUCUAUGCCUGGCUGUGAUUUUUGUAAAGAUAAAAGAUACCGGGUUUUUUUUGUUGUUUUUUUUGUUUGUUUGUUUGUUUGUUUGUUUAAGUGUGUUUUUUGUGCUGUAUUCAGAAGCCAAGGACUCUCAUUUUGCUAGCUUGCAGAAUCUUAAAUGUGUACCCAUUAUUUCUAAUGAUGUUUAAAAAGUCUUCAGUACCAUGUAACAUUUGACUUUUUUACAUGUUUAAAAUGUUGCCAGAUUUUUGUGCUGUUUGCCAAACUUAUACAAUAAAUAAAGUAUUGUGUCAA
Nannospalax galili (Upper Galilee mountains blind mole rat) is the source of this 2508-nucleotide messenger RNA. RefSeq names its product sorting nexin 4 (gene Snx4). Lineage: Eukaryota; Metazoa; Chordata; Mammalia; Rodentia; Spalacidae. Gene Ontology annotation, molecular function: phosphatidylinositol binding. Bases 38 to 1390 code for a protein of 450 amino acids. Gene Ontology annotation, biological process: protein transport. The record is from RefSeq and is a predicted model, not a curated record. The transcript has 14 exons.